Messenger RNA from Nematocida parisii ERTm1, 1370 nucleotides. RefSeq lists its product as uncharacterized. Gene Ontology annotation, biological process: intracellular sterol transport. Gene Ontology annotation, molecular function: sterol transfer activity; sterol binding. NCBI's taxonomy places the organism in Eukaryota, Fungi, Microsporidia. Gene Ontology annotation, cellular component: endoplasmic reticulum membrane; mitochondrion; plasma membrane. The record is from RefSeq and is a predicted model, not a curated record. Bases 1 to 921 code for a protein of 306 amino acids. The transcript has a single exon.
AUGAGUGAAACAGGCACUAAGAAGACUCUUCCCUCAGAAAAAAGAAAGGAAAAAUUUCACAGUCUUUUUAAGUCUAUCCCGAAAAAUGAAGAGUUAAAGCACUCAUGUCCUUCACUUCUUAAGAAUAAUUCAAAAUAUUUUCAAGGCCGUCUUUAUAUAAGCACAGAGCACUUGUCAUUCUAUUCUAAAAAUAUUUUUGGAAACACAACAAUAAUCCUGAAGUUAAAGACAAUUCUUGGGGUAGAGCUUAAAAAAUCACUUUUUUUAACGGGUUCAUUAGAAAUAACGACUUACGACAAAACAUACAGUUUCAAGUCAUUAUUUUACAAGGAAGAGCUGUAUCCAAUAAUACUCCAUCAGUGGCAGCGAGUUAUUGGUGUGCUUGGGCCCAAAAACAGCACAAAUUAUGGGUACAACAGCAUUUUUAAAAUAAACAUACCGAGACCGCAUGAAGUGGUUGAAGAAAGCAGUGUUUCUAAGGAGGAAAGAGUAUUUGAUAUAAAUAUGCGCAUGUUGCUUAGAAGGAUGGUUAAUACUGGAAUAACCAGAAAAUUCUACUCUACGCUGACUAAUGAUACUAUAUUCAUCAACACGUAUAUUAAUAGAAGAACAAUUCAAUUUUAUAAUGAAUAUAUUGAUGAAAUAUAUUCUGUGACUGGGAACACGUUAGAUAUAGAGUAUCAUUCAAAAGGGACACUUUGUAGGAUAAGGAUUACCCCAGAGAAUAAACACCAAGUGAGAGUAAGAAUAGUUGAGAAGUAUAACUAUACUACAAUUCAUUAUUAUAAAUACAUAGAAUUAUUGUGCAAUGACCAGAAGAGUUAUAUAACUGACAGAUUACUUAUUGGCACUGUAUUUACUGGUAUAUUUUUUAGACUUAUUAAGGCACUCUGUCAGUUAAUUAGAUUAAUUAAAAAAUAAUAUAGAAAUACUUUUGUUAAUCAUAUAAAUAGCAUGAAAUACAUUGCAGGGGUCGUUAUUAUAAUUUUAUAUCCGGAAAUUAUAUUUUUGCAGUGAAUUAUUGUAUGAAUAUAAUAUUCACACUUUUUGUAUAUAUACACCGUUAACAAAUAUAUAUCAUACUUUGGGAUUAUUGAAUUUUUAAAUGUAUGGGGUACUAUCAGACUAAAUCCUAUAUUUUUCAUUUCCUAUGAGAAUUCUCAGAAUUUACUGUACGCAUACUAACCAUCUAUGAAACAGCCCCUAAAUAAACAGCAAAGUAUGCAGAAUAUAGCAUAAAAAGCUCUGUCAAAAAAUGUGUUAAUUCUGUUGGCAAACACAGUCAAUUCUGUAUAAGUUGUAGGAGCAUAUGUCACUCUCAAAUGUAUUUUUGUAGAAUAAGUUGGAUUCUCUGGUUUUUACGAUUGCCU